AUGACAGUCAAAUCCAAGAAAAGUGUCUCUGGAAAUCAGGGUCAUAUGCCACACCAGCACCAGCACCAGCACCAGCAACAACAACAGCAACAGCAACAACAGGGCAACCAAGGGAAAAGAAUGAAUAGCAAUAGCUAUAACAAUAUUCCUAAAGUUAGGAUGGAGCAAGAAGUUGAUAGGGAUUUAUUAAGUGGUGUUGGUGCUGGUGCUGGUGCUGAGUUCAAAAAGAGUAGUAGUGAUAGCGAUGUUGAUGGUGGUACUGGUGGUAUGCCACAACAAAAUACAAAUAGAGUCAACUCCAUUCAUAAAGGGUAUGAACAUGAUCCUGAAGUUAGUUCAGGGAAAGCGUUUGCACAAGCAGAUGAAGUCGAGAAAGAAGAUGAAGGGGAUGAGGAUGGUGUUGAUGACGAUGAUGAGGUGAUGGCAAGCACCACUGCUGUUGAUUUUCAAUCGCCACCUCCUUCAUCACUGCAAGGUUCAACUUUACAAACCAAGGACCAUGAAGAAGGCAAGGGUUUAGUUUCAGAUUCAAACAUCUUCCAAGAAGAGGAAGAAGAAGAGGAAGAAGAAGAAAGGGAAGAAGAAGGAAACCGCGAUGAUGAAGAGGGGGAGUUUGGAAAUUUGGAGAGUUGGAUUAGAGAAGAGACUAUUCAGUUGAUUCCUCAAUUUUUCAAACCUAAAUCUAAUAACAGGAGAAACAAGGGACAACAGGUAAAAAUGGGUGAACAACUUAUUAUAAUGCUUACUAAUAUUUUUGAAGUAUUUGUUGAAUUUGGAAUUGUUUUGUAUUCAUUAGCUUUAUUUGGGUUGAAGUUUUGGAUUAUCUUCUUGGUUGCUUUGAAAGAUUUGUUUAUUCGUACUGGUGGUAACUUGAGUGAUGUUGUUAGUAAAGGUAUUAGGAUGAAAUAA
Molecule: messenger RNA, 909 nt
Organism: Lodderomyces oxycetoniae
Lineage: Eukaryota; Fungi; Ascomycota; Pichiomycetes; Serinales; Debaryomycetaceae
Exons: 1
Coding region: 1-909 (302 amino acids)
Source: RefSeq, a predicted model, not a curated record